UUUACAUUUUACUCAACUGCGUUUCCCACUCCAGUCAGCUAAUGGCGGUCUGCGACUUUAAGGCAAUGCUGCUACUGUGACGUGUAAUCUAGUGGACGGAACGCUUCUUUCAACAGCAGCAACAGUUCGUCAGCCACCUCGGUAGCUUGCUAGCCAAAAUAUACGAACCAAUAAAGCUCUUUAGACGCUUUAGUGUAUAUUAGCCACUGUAUUUUAAACCCACUUCUGUCGUCUAGUUAGUUAUCCGUUUUAAUUUCAUAUUUACGGUAUUGUUUUUAUUAUUCAUCUAGCGGGCUGGUUAAGUUAGCAUUAGCCUAGCUAGCUAACAUCUCCAACCAUGAGGUCACUAAGCUACUCUCUUGUUAAUGAAGAGAAGGACUGCUGGACGGAGAAAGAUGCUCUCGUCAAAGAGGAGAAGGAAGAGAAGGAUAUCACAGUAAAACAAGAAGUAGAGGGUGAGGCUGUUACAGUGAAAGAAGAAGAGAAAGACGUUACAGUGAAAGAAGAGGAAGAGGCGUUCAGAGUGAAAGAGGAAGAGGAUGUUACAGUAAAAGAAGAGGAGGAAGAGAAAGAGGAAGCUGCAGUUUUUGGAGUGAAAGAGGAGGAUGGGGAGAUGACUGUCACAUUGGAAGAAGAGGAGGAGGAAACUGAAUAUCUGGGCUCGGUUUCCCAAACGCAUCUUAAGGCAUCCAAUGGUUCUAACGAUGAACGGGCCCUGAUUAACACUACCCAACCAGAAGAGAAGAAACUCUUCCUGAACCACCACCUCUUGCUGUCCUUCAUACAUUCUGAAGUUGCUGGAGAGAUAAGGGACUAUCGUGGAUCCUCUGGGGAGCCUCAACAACCUCAUGAUGCUGACGAGGCAGAGAAGAAUCUCUCCAGAUCAGAACUCCUCAAGAAACACCUGCAGAGAUCCACAGGGAAGAUAACUCACUGCUGCUCUGACUGUGGGAAGAGAUUCACCUCCUCAGGCAUUAAAAUUCAUCAGAGAACACACACAGGAGAGAAAUCUUAUAGCUGUGGUCAAUGUGGGAAGAGUUUUACUACAUCUAUCCAGCUGACUUUACACCAGAGAACACACACAGGAGAGAAACCUUAUAGCUGUGAUCAAUGUGGGAAGAGUUUUGGUAGAUCUGGCCAGCUGACAUCACACAAGAGAACACACACAGGAGAGAAACCUUAUAGCUGUGGUCAAUGUGGGAAGAGUUUUGGUAGAUCUGACCAGCUGACAUUACACCAGAGAACACACACAGGAGAGAAACCUUAUAGCUGUGAUCAAUGUGGGAAGAGUUUUACUACAUCUGGCCAUCUGACUUUACACCAGAGAACACACACAGGAGAGAAACCUUAUAGCUGUGAUCAAUGUGGGAAGAGUUUUGGUAGAUCUGGCCAGCUGACAUCACACAAGAGAACACACACAGGAGAGAAACCUUAUUGCUGUAAUCAAUGUGGGAAGAGUUUUACUGAAUCUUGCUCUCUGACUAAACACCAGAGAACACACACAGGAGAGAAAUCUUAUAGCUGUGAUCAAUGUGGGAAGAGAUUUACUACAUCUAGCUCUCUGACUUCACACCAGAGAACACACACAGGAGAGAAACUUUUUAGCUGUGGUCAAUGUGGGAUGAGAUUUACCAGAUUUAGAUAUCUAACUAUACACCAGAGAAAACACACAGGACAGAAACCUUAUAGCAGUAAUAAAUGUGGGAAGAUAUAGCUGUGACCAGAGAUAAUCUGAUAAAAGAUCUCGGAUUCAACAUCAGAAAAUACAUGUUAUAUAAUAAAUUGGUCUAUAAUCAAUUUUAUGAACAAUCCUACAUCACUCCAGUAUUUAUUGAAAACAUUCAAGUGCUAAUUGUCUUUAUUCCACUACUGAAGAAGCAUGACUCAAAUCACCUCAUACUUCAAACAUUCAGCCUGACAAAAGAUACAUGUUUUAUUAUUCCAUGCCUCACCAUUAAGUUAAUUAUUGCCAAUAUAUAUUAACAAAGGGGUGUACAUUUGGUUUUGAUUUUCAUAUUUACAAUUUAUGUAACAUUUAGUCAUAGUUAUUUAUGCAACCAGCUGACAAUUUUUGGGUACUAUUAUAUUGAAAUUGUUAUCCUGCUUUUAGAAUAUCAGGGAUCAUUCUCAGAUGUACCAACCCACAUGUACUAGAGCACAGGUGUCAAACUCAUUCCACCGGGGGCCGAGUGUCUGCGGGUUUUCGCUCCUCCCUUGUACUUGAUUGAUGAAUUAACAUCACUAAUUAGUUAGGAACUCCCCACACCUGGUUGUCUAGGGCUUUAUUGAAAGGAAAAACCAAAAACCUGCAGACACUAGGCCCUCCGUGGAAUGACAUGACAUUGGGGACUGGGCCCCGAUCCAACAACAUGCCUAUCGAGUGAACCCUGAAAAGAGAGAGAAGCUCGGGAUAUUGCAGGAGCUCUUGAAAUCAGACAUGACUAAUACAAUUUGAUUUGAGUUUUGUCCAAGGUGAUGAGAGUUUUAGAAGCUGGUGAGUUUUAGGAUUCUAUAGAAAGUAAUUAUAUUUUUUUCAUUUAUGUUUUGAGGUUGGACUUUAGCACGUAUAGCUCGUCAGCACGUCCAGCUUGUCAGCACGUCUAGCUCGUUAGCAAGUAUAGCUCGUUAACACCAAUCAAUGCGCCCUACGUGCUAUCUCGUUAGUCAGUAUGUGUUACACCUGUGCUGGCUUGUCCAUCUCGUUAGUGGGCAGGUGUUUCACCUGAGCUGGUCCAGGUUCUAUUUAAGAGUGUCUGGCCCAGUGCUCCAGUUGUCUUGAUAGAUGUGGAGAGUCAACACCUUUAGUUGCUCCACUUUUUUGGUUUGCUUCCUGUCUUUAAGUUUGUUGUAGGUUUUUCUUUUGUUUGCUUCUUCUUGGACAGAUUUAGUGGGUCUCAUGGUUGGUGUCUUUUAGGUCCCAGUUGUUGUUACUAGUCAACUUUCAGUGGACACCCCCAUAAUGUCUUUGAGAACCCCUCCUAAAAAACAAGCUUAUAUUUUGGGUUGGAUAUUUCAUCCAAUUAGUGUUUUAAUCAAUGGCAUUUCCUUAGAAUGCUCAUUGGUCUUUCAGUUUUUAAA
Messenger RNA from Salvelinus fontinalis (brook trout), 3078 nucleotides. Its product is annotated as zinc finger protein ZFP2-like. Gene Ontology annotation, molecular function: DNA-binding transcription factor activity, RNA polymerase II-specific; RNA polymerase II cis-regulatory region sequence-specific DNA binding. Gene Ontology annotation, cellular component: nucleus. The coding region runs from base 338 to 1714 and encodes 458 amino acids. NCBI's taxonomy places the organism in Eukaryota, Metazoa, Chordata, Actinopteri, Salmoniformes, Salmonidae. The transcript has 3 exons. The record is from RefSeq and is a predicted model, not a curated record. Gene Ontology annotation, biological process: regulation of transcription by RNA polymerase II.